GUUGGGAUCUUCUCGAGUCGGCAAAAGGGAAUCAGUGAUCCUCGGCGGGGCGGGAGCGGGGUGCAGGACUGCGCCAGAUUCAAGGGAGUAGGGCUCCCCAGCCUUCUCGCUUUAGAAGGCGAGAGCGAGAAAAUCCUCCGGAUUUUAAAGAGGAGUGGGCGGCGGAUAGCCAAGAUCUGUCAGAUUCUUGUCGAGGCUGGGGAGACGCAGUUUCCAAUCCAGGGCGACAGGGAUCCCUGAGGGGAGCCCUGUUGUAAUCCCUGGGCCCGGGACGGAGGGCCCAGAGGCCGGGCACCAUGGCGUCCAUCCUGGAUGAAUACGAGGACUCUUUGUCCCGCUCAGCCGUCUUGCAGCCUGGCUGCCCCAGCGUGGGCAUCCCCCACUCCGGGUAUGUGAAUGCCCAGCUAGAGAAGGAAGUGCCCAUCUUCACAAAACAGCGCAUUGACUUUACCCCUUCUGAGCGUAUUACCAGUCUUGUCGUCUCCUGCAAUCAGCUCUGCAUGAGCCUGGGCAAGGACACCCUACUCCGCAUUGACUUGGGCAAGGCAAAUGAACCCAACCACGUGGAGCUGGGACGCAAGGAGGAUGCUAAGGUUCACAAGAUGUUUCUGGACCACACUGGCUCUCACCUGCUAAUUGCUCUGAGCAGCACUGAGGUCCUCUAUGUGAACCGUAAUGGACAGAAGGUACGGCCACUGGCACGCUGGAAAGGGCAGCUGGUGGAGAGUGUGGGCUGGAACAAGGCACUGGGCACAGAGAGCAGCACAGGCCCCAUCCUGGUCGGCACCGCCCAAGGCCAGAUCUUCGAAGCGGAGCUCUCAGCCAGCGAAGGUGGGCUUUUUGGCCCUGCUCCAGAUCUCUACUUCCGCCCAUUGUACGUACUAAACGAAGAAGGGGGUCCAGCACCUGUGUGCUCCCUCGAGGCCGAGCGGGGCCCUGAUGGGCGUGGCUUUGUUAUCGCCACCACCAGGCAGCGCCUCUUCCAGUUCAUAGGUCGAGCAGCAGAGGGAGCUGAGGCCCAGGGCUUCUCGGGGCUCUUUGCUGCCUUCGCGGACCACCCACCCCCAUUCCGUGAGUUCCCCAGCAGUCUGGGCUACAGUGAGUUGGCCUUCUAUACCCCCAAGUUGCGCUCCGCACCUCGGGCCUUCGCCUGGAUGAUGGGGGACGGCGUGUUGUAUGGAGCACUGGACUGCGGGCGUCCUGAUUCCCUGCUGAGCGAGGAGCGAGUCUGGGAGUACCCAGAGGGGGUAGGUCCGGGGGCGAGCCCGCCCCUGGCUAUCGUCCUGACCCAGUUCCACUUCCUACUGCUGCUGGCUGACCGGGUGGAGGCAGUGUGCACGCUGACGGGGCAGGUGGUGCUGCGGGAUCACUUCCUGGAGAAGUUUGGGUCCCUGAAGCACAUGGUGAAGGACUCUUCCACGGGCCACCUGUGGGCCUACACUGAGCGUGCUGUCUUCCGCUACCAUGUGCAGCGGGAGGCCCGGGAUGUCUGGCGCACCUACCUGGACAUGAACCGCUUUGACCUGGCCAAAGAGUAUUGUCGAGAGCGACCUGACUGCCUGGACACAGUCCUGGCCCGGGAGGCCGAUUUCUGCUUUCGCCAGCGUCGUUACCUGGAGAGUGCCCGCUGCUACGCCCUGACCCAGAGCUACUUUGAGGAGAUCGCCCUCAAGUUCCUGGAGGCCCGACAGGAGGAGGCCCUGGCUGAGUUCCUGCAGCGAAAACUGGCCGGUUUGAAGCCAGCCGAGCGUACCCAGGCCACACUGCUUACCACCUGGCUGACGGAGCUUUACCUGAGCCGGCUCGGAGCACUGCAGGGUGAUCCUGAGGCCCUGAACUUAUACCGGGAAACUCGGGAGCGCUUCCGGUCUUUCCUCAGCAGCCCCCGCCACAAGGAGUGGCUCUUUGCCAGCCGGGCCUCCAUCCAUGAACUGCUUGCCAGCCACGGGGACACAGAACACAUGGUGUACUUCGCUGUGAUCAUGCAGGACUACGAGCGCGUGGUGGCAUACCACUGCCAGCAUGAGGCCUACGAGGAGGCCCUGGCUGUGCUUGCCCGCCACCGUGACCCCCAGCUCUUCUACAAGUUCUCACCCAUCCUCAUUCGUCACAUACCCCGCCAGCUGGUGGAUGCUUGGAUUGAGCUGGGCAGCCGGCUGGAUGCCCGGCAGCUCAUCCCCGCCCUGGUGAACUAUAGCCAGGGUGGCGAGGCCCAGCAGGUGAGCCAGGCCAUCCGCUACAUGGAGUUCUGCGUGAACGUGCUUGGCGAGACGGAGCAGGCGAUUCACAACUACCUGCUGUCGCUGUACGCCCGAGGCCAGCCGGCCUCACUGCUGGCUUACCUUGAGCAGGCCGGCGCCAGCCCGCACCGUGUGCAUUAUGACCUCAAGUACGCGCUGCGGCUCUGCGCUGAGCACGGCCACCACCGUGCCUGUGUCCAUGUCUACAAGGUCCUAGAGCUGUAUGAGGAGGCUGUGGACCUGGCCCUGCAGGUCGACGUGGACCUGGCCAAACAGUGCGCUGACUUGCCCGAGGACGACGAGGAACUGCGUAAGAAGCUGUGGCUGAAGAUCGCUCGGCACGUGGUGCAGGAGGAGGAGGACGUGCAGACGGCCAUGGCCUGCCUGGCCAGCUGCCCCCUGCUCAAGAUCGAGGACGUGCUGCCCUUCUUUCCUGACUUCGUCACCAUCGACCACUUCAAGGAGGCGAUCUGCAGCUCGCUCAAGGCCUACAACCACCACAUCCAGGAGCUGCAGCGGGAGAUGGAAGAGGCCACGGCCAGUGCCCAGCGCAUCCGGCGAGACCUGCAGGAGCUGCGGGGCCGCUAUGGCACGGUGGAGCCCCAGGACAAGUGUGCCACCUGCGACUUCCCCCUGCUUAAUCGCCCUUUCUACCUUUUCCUCUGUGGCCACAUGUUCCAUGCUGACUGCUUGCUGCAGGCCGUGCGGCCUGGCCUGCCGGCCUACAAGCAGGCCCGGCUCGAGGAGCUGCAGCGGAAGUUGGGGGCUGCUCCGGCCCCUACUAAGGGCUCUGCCCGUGCCAAGGAGGCCGAGGGUGGGGCUGCGACGGCGGGGCCCAGUCGGGAACAGCUCAAGGCUGACCUCGAUGAACUGGUGGCCGCCGAGUGCGUGUACUGUGGGGAGCUGAUGAUCCGCUCCAUUGACCGGCCCUUCAUUGACCCCCAGCGCUAUGAGGAGGAGCACCUCAGUUGGCUGUAGGAAGGAGGAUGUUGCCCCGCUGGGUGGGCAGGCAGUCGGGGGCAGUUGCCCCCUCUUGGGAAAGCCACACCGUGGUCCAUUUGCUCUGUCGUCUGGAGACCACUGGGCCAUGACAGUGUUGGGGAGAGUGGAAUUACAGCUGUCGCCUGUAAGGUGUCAUCUGUGAGUGCAUUCUGCCGCUCUCCGCGCUGUUCUUGAGAGCUGCCUUAGAGCUGCUGUUAUGCCAGGCCGUCUGCCUGCCUCCCAGUAGAGGGCCUUAGCCUGGAGAAGUCAAUUCCAGCCCCAUCACCAUUCCCCCUCCAUCCAACAGUCCUUCUCCUCUCUACGUCCCACAGACAUGCUGUUCACGUUCUAGAGCGAGAGUACCGUUAUUCCUUUUCACUCUGUGGCCCUUCUCCCUCAGAGGAAGUCCUCUCCCAUGUCUGCCUCUAGGUCCCAGAGUGAAAAGGCAACCCCUCCAAGUCGGCGCAGAGGGUGGGGACGGUGGUGCUGGUAGUGGGCGCCUCUUGUGUAUGCCUUCUGGGGCUCUGGUGUGGGGGGUGCCCUGGGGCAGAGGGCCUUUUGGAGGACAGUGGGAGAUGGUGAUGGGGGUGGGGUGCAUUAAACUGCCUGCACUGCACUGGG
Ailuropoda melanoleuca (giant panda) is the source of this 3842-nucleotide messenger RNA. RefSeq names its product VPS18 core subunit of CORVET and HOPS complexes (gene VPS18). Gene Ontology annotation, biological process: endosome to lysosome transport; organelle fusion; endosome organization. Gene Ontology annotation, molecular function: protein-macromolecule adaptor activity. The coding region runs from base 297 to 3218 and encodes 973 amino acids. Gene Ontology annotation, cellular component: HOPS complex; endosome. Lineage: Eukaryota; Metazoa; Chordata; Mammalia; Carnivora; Ursidae. The transcript has 5 exons. The record is from RefSeq and is a predicted model, not a curated record.